This is a messenger RNA of Pterocles gutturalis (yellow-throated sandgrouse), 2092 nucleotides long. It is a transcript of the gene SQLE, whose product is annotated as squalene epoxidase. The record is from RefSeq and is a predicted model, not a curated record. Bases 3 to 1721 code for a protein of 572 amino acids. Gene Ontology annotation, molecular function: flavin adenine dinucleotide binding; squalene monooxygenase activity. Gene Ontology annotation, biological process: sterol biosynthetic process; cholesterol metabolic process. Gene Ontology annotation, cellular component: endoplasmic reticulum; membrane. NCBI's taxonomy places the organism in Eukaryota, Metazoa, Chordata, Aves, Pterocliformes, Pteroclidae. The transcript has 11 exons.
CGAUGUGGACCUUUCUGGGCAUCGCCUCCUUCAUCUACGUGUACAAAAAGUGUGGAGACCUCAUGACUUACGCUAAUAAGGAGGUGCUGCUCUCCGUGUUGGUGUUUUUCUCCCUCGGCUUGCUGCUAUCGUACAGGUACCACUUCAGGGGGCCCAAGCAGCAGCAGCAGCGGAAGACCCACCUGGGGAUGCUCUCUGAUGUUCUCUCAGCUUUACCGCUUGUUGGCUUCUUCUGGGCCAAACCCACCUCAGGAUCUCAACAAGUGGAACAACCCAAAUCCAGAAAAGGUAAAAGAGAAGUAAACCUCUCGGAUGUAUAUCUGACAGAGACUGCUACAAAUGCAACAUUAUUACCCCAAUACGAUCCAGAAAUUAUCAUUGUGGGAUCGGGCGUCCUUGGUUCUUCCUUGGCCACAGCACUCUCAAGGGAUGGAAGAAAGGUGACUGUGAUAGAGAGGGAUCUGAAAGAACCUGACAGGAUAGUUGGUGAAUUGUUGCAACCUGGAGGUUUUAAUGCACUUAAAGACUUGGGUCUUGAAGAUACAGUAGAAGGUAUUGAUUCACAAAUAGUAAAUGGUUACAUAAUUCAUGACAUAGAGAGCAAGUCGGAGGUUGAAAUUCCUUAUCCAAGAUCUGGAGAUGGCCGUGUGGCGAGUGGAAGAUCUUUUCAUCAUGGCCAGUUCAUCAUGGGUCUCCGAAGGGCAGCUAUGGCAGAACCCAAUGCAAAAUUCAUUGAGGGGACUGUGUUACAAUUGCUUGAGGAAGAUGACUGUGUCGUGGGUGUUCAGUACAAGGACAAAGAAACUGGAGACACUAAGGAACUUCAUGCAGCACUUACUGUUGUAGCUGAUGGACUUUUCUCCAAGUUUAGAAAAAACUUGGUCUCCAACAAAGUUACUGUUUCAUCCCAUUUUGUUGGUUGCAUUUUGAAGGAUGCACCACAGUUUAAAGCUGAUUAUGCUGAACUUGUUUUAGCUAAAACUAGUCCAGUGCUGAUCUAUCGGAUUUCUUCAACUGAGACUCGGGUCCUUGUUGAUAUUCGAGGGGAAAUGCCAAAAAAUUUAAAACAAUACAUGAUUGACAACAUUCAUCCACAGCUACCUGAUCAUUUAAAGGAACCAUUCCUAAUAGCAGUUCAGAAUGAUCGUUUAAGGACUAUGCCAGCCAGCUUCUUGCCUCCUUCAGCUGUUAACAAAAAAGGUGUUCUUCUUUUAGGAGAUGCAUAUAAUAUAAGACACCCUUUAACUGGUGGAGGAAUGAGUGUUGUUUUAAAUGAUGUUAAAAUAUGGAGAAGGUUGUUCCAGGAUAUUCCAGACCUUUAUGAAGAUUCUGAUAUUCUUAAGGCAAAAAGAACAUUUUACUGGGCAAGAAAAAAAUCUCAUUCUUUUGUAGUGAAUGUUCUUGCCCAGGCACUUUAUGAACUCUUUUCUGGCACAGAUGAUUCCUUGCAUCAGCUAAAGAAAGCCUGUUUCCAUUACUUCAGACUUGGUGGAGAAUGUGUCUCGGGUCCCGUUGGAUUGCUGUCUGUGUUAUCUCCUAAACCAAUGGUACUGAUUGGCCACUUCUUUGCUGUGGCAUUAUACGCUGUUUAUUUCUGCUUUAAGUCAGAGUCCUGGAUCACCAUGCCUCGAGCGUUUUUCAGUAGUGGAGCUAUUCUUUACCGGAGCUGUUCUGUAAUAUUUCCACUUAUUUACUCUGAAAUGAAGUAUUUAGUCUAUUAAAAUCCAGGGGAAAAUGACUGGAGGAAGAAAACACAAAAAUCACGAGGCCUUCAAAAUCUUUGGACAUGUGCUAUUUAAUAUUGUGUUAUGUUUUCUUCUCUUCAAAAUGCAAUUUCCUUGAUAAGGAUUUGACUUAAUUUUGGUUUUGUGGUUAUAUACAUGUAUAUUAUAUGUAAAUACUCUUUUCUUUGCAAUUAAAGUUCAAAAAAUGAGUUAGCUGUUUACAAGGACCGUAAUGAAGUGUUGACAUGUGGUAGGUAAUUGCCAGUUUUGUCAGAAUUUCAUUCCUUGCUUUAUCCAUUGCCGACUGCACCACUAAUAUUAAUAAACUGAGAAGUGAAAACUGUAAACCAUAUGCUGCUAUUCUCUUU